This is a messenger RNA of Mangifera indica (mango), 1729 nucleotides long. RefSeq names its product nucleosome assembly protein 1;2-like. NCBI's taxonomy places the organism in Eukaryota, Viridiplantae, Streptophyta, Magnoliopsida, Sapindales, Anacardiaceae. Gene Ontology annotation, molecular function: histone binding; chromatin binding. Gene Ontology annotation, biological process: nucleosome assembly; somatic cell DNA recombination. Gene Ontology annotation, cellular component: chromatin; nucleus. The record is from RefSeq and is a predicted model, not a curated record. The transcript has 12 exons. The coding region runs from base 180 to 1310 and encodes 376 amino acids.
GCGAAAGUUAAGUUUUUAGGGCGAGAGAGAGAGAGAGAGAGAGGAUUUAAGCGAGGCCACGUCUCUUUUUGACGUCUCUCAAACCCUUUUCCCUUCCUUCCUCCCAUUAUCUUCCUCUUUGCUACUUAGGGUUUUAGCCGUGCCUCUUCUCUGUUAUUUAAUCAAAAACCUCUUCAACAAUGAGCAGCGGCAAGGAUAACUUCAACAUGGCCGAUCUUAACGCCUCUCUUAACGAAGAGGAUCGUGCUGGCCUCGUCAGUGUCCUCAAGAAUAAGCUUCAGAACCUCGCUGGUCAGCACUCUGAUGCCCUCGAGAACUUGACUCCCAAAGUCAGGAAGCGUGUUGAGGUUCUCAGAGAGAUACAGAGCCAGCAUGAUGAAUUAGAGGCAAAAUUUUUUGAGGAGAGAGCAGCACUUGAAGCCAAAUAUCAGAAACUGUACCAACCUUUAUACUCCAAGCGUUUCGAUAUUGUGAAUGGUGUUGUUGAAGCAGAAGGAGCUACAAAUGAAGCUGCAAUGGACCAAGAAGAGGAUAAGGCUGCUGAAGUGAAAGGAGUACCUGAUUUCUGGCUCACUGCAAUGAAAAAUAAUGAAGUGCUAGCUGAGGAGAUUACUGAGCGUGAUGAAGGAGCACUCAAGUAUCUUAAAGACAUUAAGUGGUAUAGGAUAGAGGAACCUAAAGGAUUCAAGCUUGAAUUUUACUUUGACACCAAUCCUUUCUUCAAGAACUCUAUCUUGACAAAGACAUAUCACAUGAUUGAUGAAGAUGAACCUAUUCUUGAGAAAGCUGUUGGGACUGAGAUUGAGUGGUAUCCCGGAAAAUGCUUGACUCAAAAGCUCCUUAAGAAGAAGCCUAAGAAGGGAUCUAAGAAUGCUAAGCCAAUCACCAAAACUGAAGAUUGUGAAAGUUUUUUUAAUUUUUUUAAUCCACCUCAAGUCCCUGAAGAUGACGAAGACAUUGAUGAAGAUACUGCUGAGGAGCUUCAAAAUCAAAUGGAACAAGAUUAUGAUAUUGGGUCAACAAUUAGAGACAAGAUUAUCCCCCAUGCUGUUUCAUGGUUUACAGGAGAGGCUAUUCAAGGGGAUGAGCUUGAGAUAGGAGAUGAUGAUGAAGAUGACGAGGAUAUUGACGAGGACGAAGAUGACGAGGGAGAGGACGAUGAUGAGGAAGAGGAAGAUGAUGAUGAUGAAGACGAUGAAGAUGAAGUCAAGACCAAAAAGAAGUCUUCAGCUGGAAACAAGAAGAGGGGAAAACUACAAAGCGGAGAUGGUCAGCAGGGUGAAAGACCUCCAGAAUGCAAGCAGCAGUAGAAUUUAAAUGGUGAGGAGGCAGUAGUAUAUCUUGUGUGGUUUAGAGCUGUGAUAGAGAUUAUUUGGGGUUUUUAUAAAAUGUUCGAAGAGGGAGGAAGGGGGAAAGAGGGGUUUGCAGUUUUGGCUGGGUUCUUUAUAAUUACAUUUAUUUAAUGUUGUAUUAUGGAUUAUGAUGGAUUUGGAAGAUCCUUCUUUCCUUUGUUUUUUCUUCAUUCGAUGGCUUGACAAAGAGGACGUGGAAAGAAGGGGGGGGGGGGGGGGGGGGGGGGGUGGGGUGGGGUGGUGGUGGUGCAUGGUGGGUUUGCUUCACAAUGUAUGUUGGAUUUCCUUAUGUGAAUGUUUUCGGCGACUUAAUUUAUCUAUGUAAUGUUAGUAGUCUUGUUUCUAUGAUUUUUUUAUUAGAUGAGUUAUUUUCGGUA